Cladophialophora psammophila CBS 110553 is the source of this 273-nucleotide messenger RNA. RefSeq lists its product as uncharacterized. The transcript has 2 exons. Lineage: Eukaryota; Fungi; Ascomycota; Eurotiomycetes; Chaetothyriales; Herpotrichiellaceae. The coding region runs from base 1 to 273 and encodes 90 amino acids. The record is from RefSeq and is a predicted model, not a curated record.
AUGGCUGAAGCCCCUGCGGCCAUGGGUAUUGUCGCCACUUUUGCAGGGGUCAUUAGCGCUAGGCUGACACGCUCGCGAAGCCUCUAUGAUUUCGCCCAUAUUCUCGGUUUAGCAUCCGACGUCGAAUCACCCGCAGCCGAUGUCACUACGGCUCAAGAUAUCAUCGACCAAGGCAAGAUCGUCUCUAACGAUCUGGGUAAGGCUGUCACCAACUUACUGGGCGGAAAGUCAAGACCCGACUUCUUGAUCAGCGUGAAAUGGUAUCUCAAAUAG